Molecule: messenger RNA, 1386 nt
Organism: Stylonychia lemnae
Lineage: Eukaryota; Ciliophora; Spirotrichea; Sporadotrichida; Oxytrichidae
Source: the annotation of a GenBank genome assembly
AUGAUAACUCGAUUUGAGUAAACAUUAAGCAGAGCUCAAUAUUCAAAGACUUUGUCACCCGAGAGGAAUGGGUAUAAAAGAUGGAUUGAUCCAAACUUUACAAGCAAUAUCUCUGUUAUCGAGAGAAAUAAAUUCUCUAGUUAGCGAUUUAAGUUUGACAAGAUUUAUCUUAAUUACUAGACUAACUCUGAUGUUUAUAAAGACUCCUGCAAAGUUAUUAUAGAUAGAGUAAUUGAGGGCUACCAUGGAACAAUAAUGGCAUACGGUUAAACAACCUCUGGCAAAACACAUACAAUGAUUGGGAAGAAUCAAGAUGGAAUAUUUUUCCAUGCUAUAACUGAUAUUUUAAAAUACUCUUAAUCGAAAUUUAAUGAAAGAGAUAUCUCUGUUAUGAUUAGUUAUAUGGAAAUCUACAAUGAAGUAUGUUAUGACCUUUUUAACCCUAAGAGCAAAAAUCUUACGAUUGUGGAUGAUAGAAUGAAUGGCUUCAAGGCAAAAGAACUUACAUAUGCUAAAGUAGAAACACUUGAAUAAGUUAGCAAACUUAUGAAAUUAGAGAAUAAAGAAAAAUAUCAUCAGUUAUACAAAUAAGAAAACAACUUCUGUUCAAUCUUAAACAUAGUUGACCUAGCUGGUUCUGAAAGAUUGACAGAAGUGGGAUUUGAUUAAAUUAUAGAAACUAAGCAUAUUAACAAAUCCUUGUCAACCUUGGCCAAAGUUAUAAAAUUACUAUCUGAAUAGAAUUAAUUUUAUAUUCCCUAUAGAGAAAGAAAAAUGCUGGACUCUAAUAAAAUAAUCAAUGAAAAUGAAAGAAUACCAAAUUCCAUUUAAUUGAAAAUGCUCAAUUAAAUAAAAAAUUUACAGAAUAAUUAUGAAAAAAAGAAAGAAAAAUAGGACUAGAAAAACCAACUCUUCAAUCAUUUAUAAUCUCCUCAGAAUGCCAAUAAUGAUAGCAUUAAUACAAAUUCUAAUCAAUAGUAAUAGAAAGUACUAAUAUUAGCUAAAGUUUCACACUAACUUCCAAAUUUAGUGGAUAAUGAAGAUUAAAUAAUAUCUCAACUUCUUGAUAAUAUUUACUUAAAGUAGAAUCAGUAAAUCAAUAGAAUUUAAAGUGAAAACCUCUGUCAUACUUUUAUGAAUGAUUUCGCCCCAAAAAGAAAUGAUGAAAACUUCAAAUAUGUACAAAUCUAGUUAAAGAAUAGCAGCAUUGAAAUUAUGCAGCAAAUUUAUGAAACAGAAGAGUAAAAAAUGAGAUAAAGUGCUAUUGAUCCAAUUAAAACUGGUGGUGUUAUAAGAGGUAUGUUCUACAAAGAGAAGAAUUAAUUGACGAAUCAAUCAAAUCAUUCAGCAUCUUCUAGUUUUAAUGUAUUACCAGAUAUGUUAUGA